AUGCACAAGCACAAGCAUAAAUCAAAGUCGCAUCCCUGGGGCCCCUGGUCUGAAUGGGCUUUGGACGAGAGUCGCGGCCGCUGGUAUCGCGUUCGCCAGGAUAUCAACGGAAAAGUCGAGUACGACUGGGAUAACCGCCAGACCCCGCGAGAAGUAGAGGAGCUUACAGAAGACUUUCGAAACCUCUCCCCCGGCUCCUCUUACGACGCUCAGGCCGAAGAGUACACAGUCUCGAGCAGUUCCAAGGACAAGUCCAAGUCGAGCAAAUCCAAGGCCAAGGGGAAAACCCCCGACGAUGCCCUUCGAAACCCCUAUGGCGCCCCGGCGGCUGGGGCCGGAGCUGGAUAUGCCACCUUUGACGAGUCACAGUACGGCUAUGACCAAUCUUCGGGCAACUACUACGGACAUUCAUCCUCAGAUCCUCGAGCAUCGACAUCUUAUUCUGGCAACACUUCGGGCUAUACCACGGCCGGUCAGGGCCCAAGCCGCGAGCCCGGUGACGCCGAACUGCAGGCAGCGGCCAGUCGAGCCAUGUACUACGGCGAUGCCCCGAGCGGCGAGGAAUCGUCCGCGGCGGCAUAUGGUGCAUACUACGAGGAAGAGGACGAAGGUCCACCCACACCCAAGGCUCGCAUCACCGCCGAUGAGGAGAUCCUGGACGAACUGGACCCUCGCUACAGAGUCGAGCACUCGAGCAAGUUCCAGCCGGGCGAGAUCUUCAAGGUCCAUUGGUCUGAGCCGCAAGGAUCUGGCAACGAGCAUGCCCCAAGCGUCUCGGGCAGGCAGGAAAUCCAGAACCGAUUCGGAACAAAAUUCUUUGUCGGCUUCCGGCGGUUCAUCGUGAUUGCAAACGACCUCGGGCACAGCACUUGCGUCCCCAUCCUCACGUACGGCGGCAAAGGCUGCAAAAAGAGGGGCGUCAAGCCAGUAAAGCAUGGAGUGAUCCAUGAGCGUGGCCACAAAGCCCGUUUGCUCGACGGAGAGCCAAAGCUGGGCUUUGCGCCCGUUCGCGUCGAGAUGACGGAGGAGGGCGAGAAGCUGUCCAAGGAGUCGCGCGUCAACUACUCCAAGCUGGUGACUGUCGAGCACAACGUCAAGGUCUUCUUCAUCGGAUCCGUCGUGGCCAGUGACUGGGACCUAGUGCAGGAGGCGGUGAACCGAUGCUGGAAUGAGAAGAACCACCACAAAAGGAGGUCCAAGUGA
Molecule: messenger RNA, 1203 nt
Organism: Hirsutella rhossiliensis
Lineage: Eukaryota; Fungi; Ascomycota; Sordariomycetes; Hypocreales; Ophiocordycipitaceae
Exons: 10
Coding region: 1-1203 (400 amino acids)
Source: RefSeq, a predicted model, not a curated record